AUGGCUACGCCGAAUGCUGAGGUCAUUACCAAUAGUAUGACUGCUUUGGAGUUAUUGGAUCCCGAGCCCAACUCGGAGAGAUCAGUGACGGAAUUACUUCAAAGAUCUCAAGAUUUGAUGAUGGAACUCGAACAAUUCAAGGCUUGUUUGAAGGAGCGGAAACAAGACAAGACGGUUGAACUGAGGCACUUUUCGACGAAUCUCCAGUCUGAGAUCAAAUCUUUAAUAAGACUCGCAAACCUAGAUCCAGAGAACGAAAAGGUUGCCCAUACAAUCAGUUCUUCGAAUUUUCCAUUCUAUUCCGCUGUUUGGAAUACGGCAAAAUGUUGCAAGGGCAUCACAGCUUUGAGAAAACGUUUCUUUUGGUCCAUUGGUCAAACUUUGCUCAAAUCUAAGCGAGGUGAUCUCUCGGCACAGAGCAAUAUCAAAAGUGUAGAGGUUGAUAUUGUGGCCGGAGAAGAUCUUGAAUGGGUCAAAGUAAACACGAUUACUGCUAGGAGGAUGAUAUUCGAUCUAGCUAAGGCUGGAUGGGCUGAGGAUGACUCGACCGAUGAUGAAGACGAUGAUGUCGCUCGACUAGACACAGAGGAUGAGUCAGAAGGUCUUUUGAAGCAAGCUAAAUUACUUGUAGAAGCCUCUAAGUUGGCUAGAACUAAAUACCGGUAUCCAUCAGUGCGCCUUGUGCUACCUAGACUUACACGAGAUUGCCCAAAGCAGGUGGCUAGUGUUUUACAGGAGAUUCGGGCACUAGGUGUUAUGGUGCAGACAUUUGAGGAUAUUCCUACGAGCCCUAUGAUAUCAACAGUUCUGCAUCGCAUGGUAGUUAAUCCAUUUGAGAAAUUUACUGAAAUACUCAACGUUGAUUGUACAAUGAUAUUUGCAUUCAUUAGCGAUCUUUCACAUGGCCGUGUUGAGCCAAAAGACUGGCAUCAUCGAUUCUUGACCAAACAGAUGGAGAUGGAAAGCGAAGAUCAGCUAUUACCUAGUAUCGUUUGGCCUGCUUGUGGGGCUAGGAAGCUUGUAUGCACUCGUGAAGCAGUCACGAGAGCUCAAGAGAUUAUAGACACGAUUGGAACGGAUACCGAAAAGAAAAGAAUGGAACUGCUAUUUGGUUUCGGUCACGAGUCAACGAGAGAACAGCUGGCGGAGGAAUUCCAAAAGCUCUCCGAGUAUAGCAUCCCUUCGGAAUGGCAGUUGCCAAUCACGCUCAUCGAUGUGGAUGUAUCGAUCAUCGUACCCGAGCUUCCACUUGUUGCCAAUGACGUCUUGAAGGUUCUGACUGGCGUUAAUUCAUCCGUAUUUCUGUACGGAUGGGUAUCUGGUUUGACAACGAUCAGCAGUAAUCGUGUUGUCGCUAAGGAAAUUGAGGCCACAAUCGAAGCAAAUCGAGGCUCUAUGGAUGUCCAAGGACCGGAGAUCUGGUUAUCUCCAAUGGCACGAUCUCUUGUAGGAAAAGAAAAACUGCGUCGGGGAGUUAAAGAAUGA
Molecule: messenger RNA, 1485 nt
Organism: Sclerotinia borealis F-4128
Lineage: Eukaryota; Fungi; Ascomycota; Leotiomycetes; Helotiales; Sclerotiniaceae
Source: the annotation of a GenBank genome assembly